This is a messenger RNA of Myotis brandtii (Brandt's bat), 1146 nucleotides long. RefSeq names its product glyoxylate/hydroxypyruvate reductase B-like. Bases 82 to 1089 code for a protein of 335 amino acids. Gene Ontology annotation, cellular component: cytosol. The record is from RefSeq and is a predicted model, not a curated record. Gene Ontology annotation, molecular function: hydroxypyruvate reductase [NAD(P)H] activity; glyoxylate reductase (NADPH) activity; NAD binding. NCBI's taxonomy places the organism in Eukaryota, Metazoa, Chordata, Mammalia, Chiroptera, Vespertilionidae. The transcript is spliced from 6 exons.
UCUCUGACUCUGCGAGGAACCUGCCUGGGAGACUGGGUUCCACCAGAGCGUCCCUGAGAUCUUGAGUCCUUUGGAAAGGCCAUGGGGGAUCAGGACCUACCAGGGGUUUUGGUGUCUGGAUUUGAAGGGCCAUCUGGUAUAUGUAAAGAUCACGUUGGAGAGUUGCAGAAAUACUUUAAUCUCAUUACCGUGCAAGACCUGCUAGAAAAUAAAACACAAGUGGGUCCAAAGAUCCAGGCUGUAUAUAUCUGGAACAGAAAGCCAGCUAUUGAUCAGGAGCUCCUGCAGAGCCUGCCCGCCUUGAAGAUUGUUGCCAACGCAGGAGCCGGUUUAGACCACCUGGACCUGAAGCUCAUCGCCAGCUUUGGCGUGAAGGUGGCCAACACACCGCAGGCUGUUUCCAGUCCCACGGCAGACAUGGGGAUGGCCUUACUGCUGGCGGCAGCCCGGAGAGUGGUGGAAGGUCACCAGUUGGCCACCUCACCAGAUACAAAGAACUUUUCCACAAACUGGCUGGGCCAGGAAGUGACGGGGUCCACCCUGGGGAUUAUCGGCAUGGGCAGUAUUGGUUACAAGGUCGCUCAGCGGGCCCGGGCAUUUGAAAUGAACAUUCUGUACCACAACAGGAAACGCAGGAAAUCAGAGGAGGAGGAAGCUGUUGGGGCCACUUACUGUGAGAGGCUGGAUGACCUCCUUCAGCGAUCAGACUUUGUGAUGUUGGCCAUGAGCCUGACACCCCAAACCCAGCGGCUGAUCGGGAGGAGGGAGCUGAGGCUGAUGAAACCUACGGCCAUCCUCGUCAACAUCGGCAGAGGCCUGUUAGUCGAUCAGGAUGCCCUGGUGGAAGCUCUUCAGACUGGAGUCAUUGGAGCAGCAGCACUGGAUGUGUCGUACCCAGAGCCCCUGCCCAGUCUUCCCCAUCUGUAUUUCAGAGAUCAUCCUUUGUUGAAGUUGAAGAAUGUCACUCUGACACCUCACAUUGGAAGUGCAACUCAUCAAGCCAGAUGGCAGAUGAUGGAAAAUUUGAUUGGAAGUAUCCUGGCUUCUCUCAAUGGCCUUCCCAUUCCUAAUGAAGUGCUACUUAAAUGAUUUAUGUGGGCUGAGAAUUCAGAGGGAUUAAAUAUGGCUUUCCCAUAAUAUGGCUAA